GUACAGGAAGAAGUGCAGGAAGAAGUACAGGGAGAAGUACAGGAAGAAGUACAGGAAGAAGUACAGGAAGAAGUAGAGGGAGAAGAACAGGAAGAAGUACAGGAAGAACAGGAAGAAGUACAGGAAGAACAGGAAGAAGUACAGGAAGAACAGGAAGAAGUACAGGAAGAACAGGAAGAAGUACAGGGAGAAGUACAGGAAGACAAACAGGGAGAAGUACAGGGAGAAGUACAGGGAGAAGUACAGCAAGAAGUACAGGAAGAAGUACAGGAAGAAGAAGAAGUACAGGGAGAAGUACAUGAAGAAGUAGAGGAAGAAGUAGAGGAAGAAGUACAGGAAGAAGUAGAGGGAGAAGUACAGGAAGAACAGGAAGAAGUAGAUGAAGAAGUAGAGGAAGAAGUAGAGGAAGAAGUACAGGGAGAAGUAGAGGAAGAAGUACAGGAAGAAGUAGAGGAAGAAGUAGAGGGAGAAGUAGAGGGAGAAGUACAGGAAGAAGUAGAUGGAGAAGUAGAGGAAGAAGUACAGGAAGAAGUACAGGAAGAAGUAGAGGGAGAAGUACAGGAAGAAGUACAGGGAGAAGUACAGGAAGAAGUACAGGGAGAAGUACAGGAAGAAGUAGAGGAAGAAGUAGAUGAAGAAGUAGAUGAAGAAGUACAGGGAGAAGUAGAGGAAGAAGUACAGGAAGAAGUAGAGGGAGAAGUACAGGAAGAAGUACAGGGAGAAGUACAGGAAGAAGUACAGGGAGAAGUACAGGAAGAAGUAGAGGAAGAAGUACAGGGAGAAGAACAGGAAGAAGUACAGGAAGAAGUACAGGAAGAAGUACAGGGAGAAGUACAGGAAGAAGUAGAGGAAGAAGUACAGGGAGAAGAACAGGGAGAAGUACAGGAAGAAGUACAGGGAGAAGUACAGGAAGAAGUACAGGGAGAAGUACAGGAAGAAGUACAUGAAGAAGUACAGGCGGCUGGAGAACAGACUACAGGUGAGGAGCAGGUGGAAGAGGCUGAGAUGAGGAGGAGGAAGCCAAAAUCUGCAACUAAGAGGAAAAAAAAAGAAACAAAACACAGGCAGUGAGGCUAAGACGAGUAAGGUAGGGGAGGACAAAGAGGGGGGGGCAGAGACGGUCUGAUGACAGGGACAGUGAGGACUGUGGGUCAGACAGCAGCGAUGGCCAGAGUUCUAAUCUAACCAGCAGCCAGCAGGAGAAGCUCCACACUGCAGAGGUUAUACAAACUUUCUUGUAAAGAAUAAGAGAAUUGUAAAGAUUGAAGAGUUUUUCACAGAUCUGGUUUUGUUUCAUAGCUCAGCAGACUCCACAUGAGAGGGAGGAGCCUCACUGAGCCAGAGGGAGGAGCCUCACU
Molecule: messenger RNA, 1358 nt
Organism: Anarrhichthys ocellatus (wolf-eel)
Lineage: Eukaryota; Metazoa; Chordata; Actinopteri; Perciformes; Anarhichadidae
Product: probable inactive protein kinase DDB_G0270444
Exons: 2
Source: RefSeq, a predicted model, not a curated record